This is a messenger RNA of Symbiodinium necroappetens, 2442 nucleotides long. The record is from the annotation of a GenBank genome assembly. Lineage: Eukaryota; Dinophyceae; Suessiales; Symbiodiniaceae.
AUGACAAUUCGAGUGUCCGUGGGUUUGCUGAGCGGGGAGCAGCGGGACGUGGAGGUUGAUCCACAGGACGCAGUUUGGGUCCUGCAGCUUCAAGCAGCGGCAGCUCUCGGAGCACGCCUUCAGGGCUUAGUGACUCCGGAGGGCAAGGUCCUUGCGCCCCACAGCAAAGUGCAAGAGUCCCUGCGGGAUGGUGAUGCUGUGACCAUGCUGCUGAGCCGUGUGCCGCGGCUUCAUGCUGGCUGUGCUGCCUUUGCUGUGGUCUCCGAGCAUGGAGAAGCACUUGCCUGGGGCCACCCCCAGCGAGGGGGCGACUGCUCGGCUGUCCAGGACGAUCUCGUAGGCGUCCUCCAGCUCAGCACGCACUCUUUCGCGUUCGCAGCUCUUCGAAGAGACGGCUCUGUCAUCACUUGGGGCAAUGCCGGCAGGGGAGGAGUGAUGCAAGUUGCAAAGCUUGCUUGCCACUGGUACACCAUCUUCGUGUUUGGAGUUCCCGUGGGGGGCGUGCGACCUGCUCUGGAUUCGGCACUCGCAGACGAAGAAGCGUUGGGUGACCCAGUAUGCUGCUGCAAGUCGCAAGUGGAGAAGGGUUCCAUUGACACUACUCUCAUUCCGAUAGAGAGGCAUCAUUGCGACGCCUUCAAGCAGAUUCGACCCGACCGUCCUUUCUGGUUUCACGAUGGGAUGUGCUGCUGGACAAGUAAAUAUUUCUGCACGGGCACUAUAGGCGAACUGCUCGUCGGGCACGACAAUAGUGGCGACAGAGCACCUGCGGACAAGUGCCCAGCUUCGUCUGCUGACGGUUCAGUGCGUCCUCCGGACCCAACUAUGGCCUACAAUCGCAACGUGGAGUACCUCGAGACGAAAAUCGCCACGAUGCUGGUCAGCAACGUAGUUGGAUUCGCCUCGGGAUCGGCAGGAUCCGUGCACGGAUCCGCAAAAGGAACGGCCGGAAACACCGUUGUGAAGACGGCAAAGGAUAUUAGCAGCGGUCACAAAUCCGGGGAGGCAGCGUUGGGAGGGAUCUUUGAGGACAUCAGAGGAGACCUUGGCGUGGGCCAGAGCUCCACAAUCACGGGUGUAACAGGGACAGGGGUGCACUUCGGUGGCACAGGCCUGGAAAGGGCCUCGACGGUUUGGAAGUACAACAACGGGAAGAUCUCGUCGGACUGGAUGCACGUUGAGUAUGACGAGACAGGCAACUCCUUCUACGUGAUUCAGGAUCCCGAAACAUACAAGCCAGAGGAAAACGGAUGCCACCGGCUGAAGCAGGGCCUUGGGCACGUAUGCAUCGUACCGGACAGUGACAAACGCGGCUUCCACAUGAAAGCAGAAGUGGAUCUCACAAAGGAAGUAGGUUGUCUGCCAGACGGCUGGACGAUAGAGGGAGGCGACAGCAGCUUCGUGAAGGGAGACCUCCACAGUGUCGACUACCUUUGUGCUUCUGCGCAUGCCUUCGCAGCCGUGCGGAACGACGGUGCUGUCAUCACCUGGGGUCAUCCACAGAUGGGUGGUGACUCGAGUGCGGUGCGCGAACAGCUGAUUGGGGUCAAACAGAUCUGCGCCAACUCGCACGCAUUCGCGGCUCUGAGGAAUGACGGGCGUGUGAUUACAUGGGGCCACCCUGAGCAUGGUGGUGACAGCAGCGCAAGACAGAACGAUCUGGAGCGCAAUGUGGUGACGUGUCUGCACGCCAACCAGUUUGCCUUUGCAGCGGAGACUGCGGAUGGCCAACUCCUCGCCUGGGGCUGCCCAGAUCGAGGGGGCGACGUAAGCUCCGCUGCCGCUUCCAUGGCAAACCUGCUUCCGGCUCAGGAUGUCUCCUCCAACGCAAGCGCCUUUGCAGCACGGCUCCAAGAUGGCAGUGUCGUGACCUGGGGAGAUCCGGCCUUUGGAGGCGACAGCUCCUCAGUGCGCCAAUCGCUGACUUCUGUCAAGAAGGUGUACAGCUCACGUCGCGCGCUCGCAUUCGCAGCGAUCAGAGAUGACGGAUCAGUUGUCACCUGGGGCCACCCAGAUAUGGGUGGUAACAGUGCGGAUGUGCAGCACCAGCUGAUCGAUGUGUUGACCAUCGAAGUGUACUCCUUUGCUUGGGCAGCUCUUCGAAGGGAUGGCCGGGUUGUGACGUGGGGAGAGUCGCAAAAGGGUGGAGACAGCAGCAUGGUGCAAGAACAGCUGAGAGAUGUCGAGCAGGUGUGCGCUAACGCCUAUGCCUUCGCAGCUGUUCGACGGGAUGGUACCGUGGUAACCUGGGGCCAAGCCUUGCGUGGCGGUGACAGCAGCUAUGUACAGCAUCAGCUCAUCAACGUGGAGUUUAUCUAUGCUACCGCAGCAGCUUUCGCGGCAGCGCGAACGGAUGGAACAGUUGUGACUUGGGGCGACGCUUCGCGCGGCGGGGAUGGCUGCCCUGUCCAACUUAGAGCGGGGCCGAGCAGCCAAAUAUGA